Molecule: messenger RNA, 753 nt
Organism: Trypanosoma rangeli
Lineage: Eukaryota; Euglenozoa; Kinetoplastea; Trypanosomatida; Trypanosomatidae
Exons: 1
Coding region: 1-753 (250 amino acids)
Source: RefSeq, a predicted model, not a curated record
AUGAAGGAAGUAUUUGAUAUGGACGUUACUCAAGAUGGACAUAAUGAUACAGUGAAUGGCGAGAAGUUCCAACGGAACAGGUUGAGUGAUAACGUGUCUGUUGGUGACUCUAGUGAAAAGUUACAUUGUCCUGGGGUCAAGUCGGCGUCUUGCUCCGGUGAUGACAUGCGAACCAAGUCCCAGAUGACAAUAGCUGCAAAUGACCUGAUUGAUGUCAAAGGGGAUAAUUCUUUGCUACCUGCCGUAUGUCCUGAAAAACGUGAACAAUGCACUGGGCCUAAAAAGUAUAAAGAAGAGUUGGAUAAGCUUGGGAAACAACUGUUGAUAUUAACACAAAGAUUAGACGCGGAAGUGAAUAGCAAGAAGUUGGUGGAAGAUAAAUUAAGCAUGGCAAAAAGCACAAUUGCCACACAAAAAAGAGAAAUUUUGUUGCUUCAACGCCAACUUCAGUCAGGUCCUAGCGAGUUAUCGGAUCGAAGGUUAGAGGCUCCUCUUCGAGAUAUAGCUCUUUUGAAGCCAAAGUUAAGUGGGUUAGGGGGGGCGGAGAAGGUUUCUCAAGGAGGUGAUGCUUCUCAGUUACAAACGAGCUUGUGUAGGGUGUCUGCUGAAAGAGAUGAGUUGUUGAACUGUGUAAAAAAGCAAAGUAAGCUCAUAGAAGUCUUGAAACAACAAAAGCUGCAUUUAGAAGCAUCCAUUCUUGCUGAUAUAAGUGAAAAGGAACUUGGAAAGUACUUUGAUCUUGUUCGUCGAUAA